Messenger RNA from Melanotaenia boesemani (Boeseman's rainbowfish), 3628 nucleotides. RefSeq lists its product as uncharacterized. The transcript has 5 exons. Lineage: Eukaryota; Metazoa; Chordata; Actinopteri; Atheriniformes; Melanotaeniidae. The record is from RefSeq and is a predicted model, not a curated record. The coding region runs from base 262 to 1047 and encodes 261 amino acids.
UGCAGUAGCGUCAACGGGCACGUCAGAAAAUAAAAGAAAAUGUGGACAGUAAGGACAAACUGAGGCCGGAUUAAGGACGUCGAAUCAUUGCUGUUCUCUUCGUAAAUCAACGUUGCUAGGUAGCUGAUUCUUUUUAAAUAUCCAGGCUUUACAUUAGACUGUUGAAGGGUCGUUUCGAGGUUAACGCGACCCUUUGUUGUGUGGUUAUUCGUUUUGAGGAAGCAGCUCGGCUAGCUAGCUGAAUUAGCCAGCCUGCUAGAGAUGGGAACGAAAGCAAGUCGCCUACAGGAAGACCCGGUUCCUUCUCCUUUCGGGAAAGAUGGCACAAGGCGGGAUUCCUAUCGGCGAACCCGCUGUCCCAGGCCCACCAGUCUCGUUGUCGACUUCUCCGUUAGUUUCGAGGACACGGAGGCCAACCGGAGCCGAUCUGAAGAGGGCAGCGACUCGGACUUAGGGCAGCAUGCAGCAAGCGCGGAGGGUAGCCCAUCUGACCACCACAGCAUCCCCUCUAGCAUUAGCCAAGCUUCGCCUGCAGACGAUAAUAACAGCGAGGGGAAACCCGAGGAAGACGGCAGUGUUAGCCCAGAGGCUUCUGUCGAUGUGGAACACCAGCCCGGAGAGGAGACAGGCCGCACACCCCACCGCACUUUUUCUGAGCGACUCCCCGGGAAUCGCCACUCUUCUGCCCGCAGCGUUGGCGCAAGAUCAGCCCGGGUCCGUGGCACCCACCAGCGCCCGGUGUCAGAAGCUUGGAUUGGCCUUUACCGUGUUAACAACCGACAUGGCAAUAUUCGCUGUCCUUUCUGCUCAAAGCCUUUCCCAGGGGGCCGGAUUGAGGAUCACCUGUUGAGCUGCCUCACAUCUCCUCCCCUACCUUACAACACGGAUGUGCUAAGUAAAGACAGUGGAGAGUGUUCUAUCUGUUUGGAGGAUCUGGUGCAGGGUGAGACCAUCGCCAGGCUGGCUUGCCUGUGCGUCUACCAUAAGAGCUGCAUUGAUUCCUGGUCCAAGGUGAAGCCCUGCUGCCCUGAACAUCCCUUUGAUUGACUCACAGGUCACGUGUAUUCAGCCAAGUGACCAACUCGACUCAGGAGACUACACUGAAUCCCAAUAAAAUACAAUAAAAAUCUGUAAUUGAACAAACAAAAGUCCACUGUCCCUCAGACGAAAAUAUUUGAAUGGCGAACAAACGAUCCCAAAAAUAAGCUACAGUCGGCUUUAUCCCCUGACGCUCCUAGCCUGGAUCAAUCCAUUUGAACCUAAUCCAAACCUUUUCAUGCCAAACAUCAAUAGUAUAACCAGCUGCUUUUUAAUGUGUGGUUGAGUCCCUGAUUGGAGCAGAAGUUCUGCCGUUUCCCCAUCUUCACUGUGGACCGGGCAUAGUGGAGCAUCUAAAAAUGAUCCUCCUAAAACAAUGGCACUUGCCCCAUGUUAGACUUGGGGAGUAAAAGGUUAUCUUUACUGUUACUCUGGCUCCUCUCCUGUGUAUUUUUUAGUCCCCUUGAAUGGGAUCAUUCAUUUUAUCAAGUAUUUUGCAAAGCAAGUGUUCCAUGUUGUACGUCAAAUGAAUGUUUUCAUUUCUUUGGCUCAGCCCAAAUGAACCAACCUCACACUGAAAGCGCAAAGUGUUACCACAUAAGGUUUGUUUUACUUUAAACUAGCUUGAGGGCUUCUUUUUUGGUGAAUGGGGCUGUUGUCACUCUUGUUACAUACUUUCCGUAACCUGUAACAUUUCAGGGGAAAUUUAUAUAUAUAUAUUUUUUUUCCUCUCUUUAUAGGUCAGUUUCUCAUUGAGAGUUAGUUAGUGCAGAGUUUAACGUGCUGCUACUUGGUGUGUGUUUUGGAGGGUGGUGGGUGUUUUACAGGGCCAUAGUAGCAACAUGUUGGCACUAACUUGAGCACUUUGUCGAAGCUAUUUUUUCUUUCUUUUUCUGCUAAAAGGUCUGGGAUGACAUUGUGUUUUGGCGUGUUUGUACGUGUGUUCAGAUGAUGACUAGGGACUGAAUAUGUCCUGAACAUGACUGUAUUUUCACUGAACUGUGUGUGUGUGUGUGUGUGUGUGUGUGUGUGUUUACUGUAACUUGCCCUGAUGUCUGCUUGGUCAAGCGGGUCAUACUUUUUCAUUUUCUGAGGUCAUUUCUGAUUAUGUUCACGCAGGGAAACACUCUGUUACAAGUUGACUUUGGUACUUUGAAUGCAGGUUGGGUUUUUGUUCCCCUUCUCCCUUUUAAAUCUGAAACACUCUGCGGUGUGGUCUGAAUUUAUUAUUUAUUUUUUUGGACUGGGCCCUGAGCAACAAUUUUGCCAUCUGGUUAAUGCCAGAUCGGGGAGGUAUAAAGGGACAGACUGACUGAGGGAUGUAUUUUUGGGGCAUGUGUACACCAUGUGGCAUCUGCUUCUCUCCACAACACUGGAGGCUAUGGACAGCUGAUGGUUAAUAAUUGCAUAAGUAGCCCCCUCCUUUUCCUACAUUCUUUUAUUUCAAGCGUUUCAGCUUUGAUAUUAUCACAUUUCUCAUGAUUAUUGCUAAAUGUGUUAAAUGGCUUUCCUGUGUGUGUGCUUUGUGUGUUGAUUGCCUUUGCUUAGUGAAGGGGCUUUUGUGCAAACAACAUUUAGUCUUUUUUUUUUUUUUUUUAUGGGCUGAACUGAAGUGGAAGCCCAACAAUAAGGCUGCUCAACAGACACAGUCUGACAGAAGUAGUACACAGGCAUGUGGAAAGAACAAAAACAUGAACUCAUUGCUUUUUGCCUUCUGCUUUAAAGUUGAGUCCAUUACAUGUUAAGUGUGAGGGCAGCAGCGGUAUGGAUCAGCUUUAAGGUCGGACAUGGAUUCAGCUGGCAAGUUAAGGCACCACGGCCCCUCUGGUCUCUGGUGUGCUGCAGUCUGAGGUGCUACAACUUGUCCCACCACCAGUGGGCAGCCCUGUGCAUGUUUCUCAUAUUUUUAUAUAUAUAAAUAAAUAUAUUGGAGAAUUGGAACAAGAUGCCAAAAGUCUGUGUGUGCAUUGGGAGCAUUGUGUGAGCGCGUGCAGAAGAGAACUUGCAUUGAUCGUUAGAUGUUACAUAUGUUGUGGUGAUAAGUUAUGAUGUAUACUUUGACUGGGGGGUGGGUGUUUGUGUAUGCUUGGGUGGGGGGGCGUGGGGCCGUGGAGGUUGGGUUGUCAACAAAGAUGACAGACAAUCCGAAACCCACAUAACUCAUUUACUUUCUUACCCCCUCUGAGCUGUGUGGUGCAAUACCUCUAUUUUUACCAAUGCUAGCUAAAUGCUCUGUGCUUAAACUAGCUCCUCAUCAACCAAGGAUGGUAUUUUAUAUAAAUGUCCCUCAACUUUUGGUUUUGAAUCACAUGGCUCAGUGUCUGAGCUGUGCUUUGAGAUCAAGGUAUUGGAUAAGAAUGUUAAAAAGGUCAUAACAGCAAAAUCUGCUUCCCCGAAAUAUGGACAAUCUGCCUUUUACUCUGGUAUUAAAACUAAUUGAAUUUUAUUUAUUAAAUUGUAAAUAUGUAAUGCAAUUUAAGAAAAUGGCUUGGUCCUUGUCUGUUAAAUAUACUGUUUCUAAGCUCCGAUCUUUUGUAUGUCUCAAAUUGUUUUUAUAUGUAUUUUUUACAAUAAAUAUGUGAGAGAUGUU